UUCCUAACAAUUUUCAGCUCUAUCUGUAUCAUUUUGGCUUUACCCCUUUAUUUCGCUUAACUACGUACUCGUGUGACAUUGUACUACGUGUGAUUAAAUGGGAAUUGUCUACACAUUUCUCUAUACAAAGUCAGUUCUCCGCGAAGAGCCAAACGGAUACAUUGAUCGUGAAAUUUUAAGACGCAAUUUCUAUUUUAUUUAAAUACUAUAAUUAUUGGCAAAACAAGGAUAAUGAAGUAUCACAAACACGCCAGUGAUGCCGUGUUUUGGUAUCUGAACGAAUUGGGGAGUCGAGUGGUCGCUAAAACUGGUAUACCCUCAGACAGACAGCAUCUUGGAAAACUUAUCCUGCAGAGCCUUAAAGAUGCUCCCGACUUCGUUAUGCAGGUCGAUGGUGGUACAGGUAAAUCUGACACAUUUCAAGAUGCACUAGAAAGGUCUGUCGCUUGCGCGAACGCUUUCCGAGCGAUAGGAUUGAAAGCCGAUGACGUCAUAGUCUUAAUGGCUCCCAACCAUAAUGACUUGGCCAUAUCUGCAUACGCUGCUCUAUAUUUAGGGCUAAUUGUAGCCGGUGUGGAUAUGACACUUGGAAUCAAGGAACUUGAAGAUGCUUUUACAAUAACAUCACCUAAAGUAAUAUUUUGUGAAAGUGAAAAAGCGCAAGAUGUCGCGGAAGCAUGUCGCAACUUAAAAUUAUAUGCCAGAAUUGUUACGUUCAGUAAUGGAGGAAAAUAUAACAGCUUUUCAGAAUUCCUUGCAAAAUAUGGGAACAAUUCAUCAGUAGAAGAAUUCAAAGCUGCUGAUCUUGAUCCAGAGAAGAGUUCGUGUUGGUUGCUUUCAACUAGCGGAACAACAGGAGCACCAAAAUAUGCUACACUGACGCAUACAAAUAUUAUAAUGGGAUUUCCCAAUUUAUGGAUCAUGAGCUCUACGUUCCCCACACCAGUUAGGAGUGCUCUAGUUACUUCUCCUGUCCAAUGGUUGUCUGCGAUAUUUACAUUAAUUUUAUCGCCGAUUUUAAGAUUCACUCGAAUUCAAUCCUCUUUGAAUGUCACAAGGGAACAUGCGUAUUACUUAAUUAACAAAUACAAGCCAACCUACGCGAUUUUUAGUCCUCCAAUGGCAACUACUCUCACGAAGCCUGAAGAAUGUGAUAAAUGUGACUUCUCAUGUUUUAAGACGUUGUUGCUAGGAGGUAGUGCCGUGUUGCAAACUCUCUUGGAAAAUGUAAAGAAAAUUGCGACUGAAGCUGAGGUGUACGUGGUAUAUGGCUUCAGUGAAAUAGGAAGUUUUGCUUUUAAUUUUGUUUCACCUCCCCCAGGCUCUGUGGGUAGACCUUUGGCAUAUCUACAACAUAGAUUAAUCGAUCCUGAUACUCAAGAAGAUAUAUUGGAGCCAAAUAAAACUGGAGAGUUGUGGGUGAAAGGACCAGUUAUAUUCAAAGGAUAUUACAAAAACCCUGAGGCAACGGCAGAAACAUUUUUGAAUGAUGGAUGGAUAAAGUCAGGUGAUCUUUUCUAUAGAGACGAAAACUGGAACUACUUCUUUGUGGAUCGCUUGAAGAUGCUUCUCAAAUAUCGCAAUCAUCAAAUAUCGCCUACGGAAAUAGAAUCAGUCAUUAUCAAGCAUCCAGGUGUGCUAGAUGUAGCAGUUACAGGCAUCCCAGACAAUGACUGUGGAGACCUAGCAGUCGCCUGUGUGGUGCCCCAAGCCAACUGUACAGUGACUGCACAGGAGAUAAAAGAUUUGGUUAAAGAAUCAUUAACGGACAUGAAACAGCUGAGAGGGGGAGUUAUUUUCAUGAAACAACUUCCUUUGACUUCAACUUCCAAAGUGAACAGAGCCGUGCUGAAGAAGAUUGUUAGAGAUAUGAAGAGAGAAUAAGUAGUUAAUACCUGUGCAAUAACAAAAGAAGAUUAAGGAAACAUGUUUAGAUAUUAUAUAUUAUAGGUUAUUUCU
This is a messenger RNA of Papilio xuthus (Asian swallowtail), 1959 nucleotides long. Its product is annotated as luciferin 4-monooxygenase-like. Gene Ontology annotation, biological process: fatty-acyl-CoA biosynthetic process; long-chain fatty acid metabolic process. Gene Ontology annotation, molecular function: long-chain fatty acid-CoA ligase activity. Lineage: Eukaryota; Metazoa; Arthropoda; Insecta; Lepidoptera; Papilionidae. The record is from RefSeq and is a predicted model, not a curated record. The coding region runs from base 232 to 1884 and encodes 550 amino acids. The transcript is spliced from 13 exons.